AUGCCUUACAUGAUGAUCCGAGGUUGUGAGCUCACUUACAUUUGCUACGGAUUACCGAAGUUUUUUGCACAAUCACAAAUACUUGAAGUGACCGGUCGAUCAGUUUUAUGCCAUGGUUUCAAAAGUAAUGAAAAUAAAUACUACGAAAGACUAGAACUAGGAUGUGCGGUUGAAUGCACCAGAUUGGCCUAUUGCUUCGGUUUCCGUAAUCAGAGAGUUAAUGUAAUUAAAAUUGUAUAUCCAUCAAUGGCAAGGAAUUCGUACUGUAAAUCAAUUAGAACCACCCAGGAACCUAUAGUUGGUGACGGUCAGAAUCUUAAUUUUCCGGGAAAAUGUUCUUUGAAUUGCCACGAUUCCGGGCCCUAA
Loa loa (African eye worm) is the source of this 366-nucleotide messenger RNA. RefSeq lists its product as hypothetical. The record is from RefSeq and is a predicted model, not a curated record. The coding region runs from base 1 to 366 and encodes 121 amino acids. NCBI's taxonomy places the organism in Eukaryota, Metazoa, Nematoda, Chromadorea, Rhabditida, Onchocercidae. The transcript has 2 exons.